AUGUGUGACAGUACCAGAGUCUUGCCCGAGAAGAUUGCGAGACACGAAGCAAAAGAGAGGGCCAAGAGCCAACACGAGUUUCGACUGGAGUGGGCUCUAUUACAAGAGCAAAAAAAGAGCGAGAAGCUGUACAGAUUACUAAGGGAGGAGGAAAAGAGGAAUGAAGAGCUCUUCGGAGCUCUAGAAACUUCACGCAAGAAGUGUCGAGAGACAAAGGCAAAACUGCUGAACAAGACACUGUCCGAAGAAAUCGAGCUUCGGAGCAUCAAGAAUACUUUGCCGACGCGUACAGAUGGCAGGAAGAAAGGUUCAAAAAGUGUUGCAAAGAUUGAACGAGAGAUGAUCACACUCUGGUACAUCGACAGCACAGGCAGACAGCUUGUCAAGAUCUACAAGGAUACUCCAAUGAGCAUGCCCUUGGUGAACUUCCGAGAGAUGCAUCCAAACACCUUCUCGAAGACCGGGUCCUACUCACAUGGGGACACAAUCAAAUUCGAGGUACCAUUGAUCUUCGACGACGACACUCCAGAAUCUCUCGCCGAUUUGGACAUUCCUUCCCUUCGUGACAGUUUGACAACUUUCUACGCUCAAUAUAUUUCGAAGCUGGAGAUGUCUUCACGCAGCUCGCCUCUCCAGAACGGGCGAAGAAGUAGACAGUGGGUCGAUGACCACCAAAGUGACCGUGGAGACUACAUGAAGUGGUUUGGCGGCGCGAAAGAGAACCAGGAGCUUAUAAGAUUGCUACAGAAGGAGCAAGCCAACUACCAAAAGCUGGAAGUGGACUACCAAGACCUUCUUGAGAGAUUCGAAGUGCUUCAGGUGUCGUCUCUGAGGCCUGGGACCACCUCUGUCGACGGUAUCAUGACGCCCGACACUACUCUGCCUUCGUUCACGAGCGAUGCCGAGACUGUUAGGCCCGAUGGUCCAGUCGAAAGAGCUUCGGUCAUCUUGUCAUUCAUAUACAUUGGCAAGAGCUCAUGCAACCAAGAAAAAACCCUCUUGAAGAUGUACAGAGACACACCCAUGAGCGAGGCUCUGUCCCAUUAUCGUCGAACACACCCUGAUGUGAGCUUCAAGACUCGCGGUUCUCGAAAAAACUCGGGCCAGUAUGUCGAUAUCUUCGAGACCGACACUGCAAACUCGCUCCAUCUGCAGCAAUUCGACGAGAUUCAUGUCUUCCCGUAUGGAUCUUCACCACAUCUCAUUGAUCUGACGGCACCUAGAAAGGGCUGGUCGAAUCCAUUUUCGUGGCUCAAGUCCAAGACGAGCAAGGAAAACAGUUGCUGCGGAGUUGAACCUGUGGUACAGAGUACGAAGAACGAGUAG
Molecule: messenger RNA, 1326 nt
Organism: Aureobasidium pullulans EXF-150
Lineage: Eukaryota; Fungi; Ascomycota; Dothideomycetes; Dothideales; Saccotheciaceae
Exons: 6
Coding region: 1-1326 (441 amino acids)
Source: RefSeq, a predicted model, not a curated record